Messenger RNA from Trichoderma gamsii, 546 nucleotides. RefSeq lists its product as hypothetical. The record is from RefSeq and is a predicted model, not a curated record. NCBI's taxonomy places the organism in Eukaryota, Fungi, Ascomycota, Sordariomycetes, Hypocreales, Hypocreaceae. Gene Ontology annotation, molecular function: ribonuclease P RNA binding. Gene Ontology annotation, cellular component: ribonuclease P complex. The transcript has 2 exons. Bases 1 to 546 code for a protein of 181 amino acids. Gene Ontology annotation, biological process: tRNA 5'-leader removal.
AUGGUGCGCAUCAAGGAGCGCUAUCUCCUCGUCAACAUCGUCUAUCCGCCCGAUGCCGCCAAGAUAUCCAAGGCUCGCGUGCCAGGCCUGGUUGCCCAGCACCAGCCGACCGUUGAGAAGCUGACUCCGCAGGCGCUGGUCAGAGCCAUCAGGGCAGAGGUGUCGUUGCUGUACGGCGACUAUGGCGCGGGCGCUCUCGAGGGCAAUCUUUCGGUCAAAUACCUGUCCUUGGCGACUUCGACAUUCAUUCUGAGAUGCAAUAGGGCGCAUUACCAACUCUUGUGGUCAGCAUUGACGUUCAUGGAUCGUGUCCCAGUCAAAGAUGGGCGGCCCUGCAUUUUUCGUGUCGUUCGUGUAAGCGGUACCAUUCGCAAAAUCGAAGAGGUGGCGGUGAACCGGGCGAGAAAACUCAUCCUGGCAGUCAAGGCAGAAGCCAGCGCUCACCCGCAAUCUUCGCUCUCUACGGAUAUACUGGGCACGAAAGACGACGCUGUGCUAGAUGUGGACAAUGUUGUGAGCGACGAGGAUAUGGAAGAUGGCAGCUGA